AUGGGAUACGCCAACUUCCUCCCCCUGAUCAGCCCGCGGAAAGAAUCGAAAGACGCGAAGGCAUCGAGCGGCCAGAUCGGUUACCGGCGGCCCAAGUCCCUAAGGUUUAUGAACGCGGCCUGUAUGUAUAGCGCCAACCUGGACGUACUGCGCGCCAUGAAGCCCACCGGCUUAGAGCAGGAUGACCUGUGGAACUGGACCUUGGCAGUCGCCUCCCGCCAGUAUGGAAAGCCGUCAAAGAGGACAAAGGCCGAGAGGCUCUUCGCCGAGCUGCCGCAGAGCCCGGUGCGCAAGCCACCUGUCGCAGUCGCAGUCGACCCCGUGAAGUGCAUCGCAGAGCAGCUAUCCGCCAUCCACCUGGAAAACGAGCCAACACCAAGAAAUUCACCGCGGAAGAGCGUCAAGCAGCAACCCUUGACGCCUCCACCGCGUUGUUUGAGCACCCACGAUGUGACGGCGGGAUGGACCGAGAGGCAGGCCGACGACCCGGAGACUCGCCCACCGGCCCCAAGCCAAACCGUCGCCGCGACCGGAAACGCCUCCAGGGAUAGAGUGAAAGCCGCGAAAAAGCAGACGCCGGCAGAACCCCAGGGCGAUGCAUCCUUGCGGGUCCUGACGUGGGACGACGUGUGCCCCCCCGGUGACUGCAUCGUCAAGAUUGCCGAGGCGUCCUACGCAGAAGUCUACCGCGUGUCCAAUGAGCGAGGUACCAGUAUCAUCAAAGUCAUCCGCCUCGAGUCGCCCAUCAAGCCCCAGACAAAAACCCAGGUCAAGUCGGGCCUCGUCGACGAGGAGCCGCACAGCCAAGACGACGUCAACGGCGAACUGCAAAUCUCGGAGUGGCUGGCUGAUAUUCCCGGCUUCGUUGUUUACAAGGAGAGAUAUCUUGUCCAGGGCAAGGCGACCAAGCAGCUGCUGGAGACACACCAGGCCUUUCAGAGACGCAUGAAGAGACAGGACCCCGGUCGGGCGCAGUUCUACCCGUCGCCGAGCCGCUACGUCGCCGAGACCAAGUUCCUGGCGGUGGAACUGGGGGACGCGGGAACUGCGCUCGAGGACUGGGAGCUGGCCGAUGAGAGCCAGCUGUGGGAUAUUUUCUUGCUCGAAGCAGUCGCGCUGGCGAGGGCCGAGGAUAUCGCCAUGUUUGAGCAUCGAGACUUGCACGAGGGCAAUCUCUGUGUCAAGCGCGUGAGCCCACCGCGGCAGAAAGACGCCAAGCGUGGUGGCUUUUUUGGCUACUCGGGCCUCGACAUCACCAUCCUAGAUUAUGGGCUGUCAAGGGCACAAGACGUGUCGGCGGCAGACGCGAAGCCGGUGGCGUUUGACCUGGAGAGGGACCUCAGUCUCUUCACGAGCACCCACGCAUCCCAGUGCACGGUAUACCGGCAGAUGCGGUCAUUCCUGCUCCGCGCUGACCGCAAGUGCAUCCCCCCGGAGGGCCACCGGACGCCGCACGCAAAGGGCGUCGACGGGCCGCUUUCAUGGGACGCACACGCGCCCUAUACCAACGUGCUGUGGCUGGCAUACCUGUACCGCUACCUCGGAGACAGCUUCAAGGGGGCCAAGCGGGACCUGACUCGGUUCCGGAAGGAGACCAAGGAGAUGUGGAAGCAUCUGGACCCGGAGGCCGAGGACGGCGUGGUCUGCUUCGGGUCUGCGGCCGACGUGGUCUGCUUCGCGGUGGAGGCUGGCUGGAUCCAAGAAGAGCAGCUGCGCGGGGCGGAGGCUUCGAUACUCGACAAGGAGGAUAGCAUCAUUGUCCCGCAGGCCGGGGGGGACUCGCCGUUGAGGCGACGAUCUCCGAGGAGGACAAGGCAGCAGGCGUAG
Molecule: messenger RNA, 1827 nt
Organism: Hirsutella rhossiliensis
Lineage: Eukaryota; Fungi; Ascomycota; Sordariomycetes; Hypocreales; Ophiocordycipitaceae
Product: haspin like kinase domain-containing protein
Exons: 3
Coding region: 1-1827 (608 amino acids)
Biological process (GO): intracellular signal transduction; mitotic cell cycle
Cellular component (GO): nucleus; cytoplasm
Molecular function (GO): histone H3T3 kinase activity
Source: RefSeq, a predicted model, not a curated record